This is a messenger RNA of Callorhinchus milii (elephant shark), 1053 nucleotides long. RefSeq names its product 26S proteasome non-ATPase regulatory subunit 13-like. Gene Ontology annotation, cellular component: nucleus; cytosol; proteasome regulatory particle, lid subcomplex. Lineage: Eukaryota; Metazoa; Chordata; Chondrichthyes; Chimaeriformes; Callorhinchidae. Gene Ontology annotation, molecular function: structural molecule activity. The record is from RefSeq and is marked provisional. Gene Ontology annotation, biological process: ubiquitin-dependent protein catabolic process.
GCUUUGGCAUCAGUUAACAAUGCGGGUGCAGAACUUUGUACAGAAUCCCUGUUUUGCCUCUGGCGAUGGGUUAAUCAAGUUGUACGAGAAUUUUAUUAGCGAAUUUGAGCACAGAGUUAAUCCUCUGUCGCUUGUGGAAAUCGUUCUAAAUGUGGUUCGACAGAUGACAGAUCCGAACCAGGCCGUCAAGUUUUUGGAUGAUACCAAAGAUAAGGUCAAACCCAGCGACGAGGCAGUAAUUCUCUGCAAAACGGCAAUCGGUGCUUUAAAAUUAAACGUAGGCGACCUUCCAGUCACAAAGAAAACGGUCGAAGAUGUAGAGGAGAUGCUGACUAAACUUCCUGGAGUGACCUCUGUUCAUGGCCGUUUUUAUGAUUUGUCCAGUAAAUACUAUCAAAUCGUUGGAAACCAUGCUUCUUACUACAAGGAUGCCUUAAGGUUCUUGGGCUGCAUUGAUAUUAAAGACUUGCCAGUUGCAGAACACCAAGAAAGAGCCUUCACCCUUGGACUAGCAGGGCUUUUAGGAGAAGGAGUUUACAACUUCGGGGAACUUCUGAUGCAUCCGGUCCUGGAAUCUCUGAGAACCACAGACAAACAGUGGUUGAUAGACACGUUGUAUGCAUUCAACAGCGGAAACGUGGAAAAAUUUCAAGCUCUCAAGACUUCUUGGGGACAGCAGCCAGACCUCCGAGCCAACGAGCUGCGUCUGAUGCAGAAGAUCCAACUGCUGUGUCUAAUGGAGAUGACGUUUACCCGUCCAGCCAACCAUCGGCAGCUAACCUUUCAGGAGAUUUCUCAGGUGGCCAAAGUUCCUAUCAAUGAGGUGGAGCUCUUGGUGAUGAAGGCUCUGUCGGUGGGCUUGGUGAAGGGAAGGAUCGAUGAGGUAGAUCAACGGGUGCACAUGACAUGGGUGCAACCCCGAGUCCUGGACCUGCAGCAGAUUAAAGGGAUGAAGGAACGAUUGGACUACUGGUGCGAAGAUGUGAAAAAUAUGGCCCUGCUCGUGGAACAUCAAGCCCACGACGUUCUAACCUAAAAGAUGGUUCUAAACGU